CAGCCAUUGUUAGAUUUUCAGAUUCUCAACUAAAUCCAAGUGAUACUCUGUGUAUCCCCACAUGGCCACUUUUAUCCUUUUUCCUUCUUUUUGUUUUUGUUUUUGUUGUGGAGUAUCCUUUUUCCAGUUGCUGCUGCUGCUUUUUAUAAGUAGAUUGAAAUUGCAGCAUGGGAAGGAGAAUUAGCAGAAACACCAUUCUUAAUCUCUUGAAAUAUCUGUGUUCAGCAGCAUCUUAAGGAAAAGAAGUUUGUGGGUUCUGAAUAAACCAAGAAGGGAAACAAUGUUGAAGAACACAAAGGCAGCAACCAAGAUAACCGCGCUUGUUGUAGACGACAGCUUGAUCAACCAAAGAAUUCACCACAAACUGUUGGAAAAUCUUGGCAUAGAAAACCAAGUUGUGGGGAAUGGGAAAGAAGCCAUUGAUGUCCACUGCUCUGGAAAACACUUUGACCUUAUUCUCAUGGACAUGGACAUGCCUAUCAUGAAUGGUAUUGAGGCAACAAGAACACUGCGUGCAAUGGGAAUUCGGAGCACAAUCGCAGGCGUUUCGUCACACUCAUCCCUCAGUGAAGACACACAAGAAUUUAUAGAGGCAGGCUUAGAUGACUACCAAGAGAAACCAUUAACCCCUGCUAAGCUAGUUGCCAUCCUCCAUAAGGUUAAUCUCCAUGUCUGAAUUUCAUGGAUUAGUAUUAAGAAGCAAAGCAGAAAGGUCAGGUUAUCCAUGUAAUGUAACCCACUGACCAUUAAGUAGCUCUUGAGAUGUUGUGGUGGGUGUGAUUAAUUAACAAUUCAAAGCUCCCAUAAAAAAUAUUUCAUGUAAUCAAUAUGAGAAAGUUUUACCUCCUCUUCCUUAUACUUUCUUACACUCUGUUCCUUUUGGU
Prunus avium (sweet cherry) is the source of this 884-nucleotide messenger RNA. It is a transcript of the gene RR24, whose product is annotated as response regulator 24. NCBI's taxonomy places the organism in Eukaryota, Viridiplantae, Streptophyta, Magnoliopsida, Rosales, Rosaceae. The record is from RefSeq and is a predicted model, not a curated record. Gene Ontology annotation, biological process: phosphorelay signal transduction system.